AUGAAGCUGAAGAGGCCGGGCCCCAAUGGCGAGGAGUACAUCAUUCAACCCCCUUGCGGUGACGGUGACAACUGGGGCUGCAACAGAUUGGUCAAGGACCUCAACGUGUUGACCGAUGGCAAGGUUGCCGCCGACCUGGACACAACACCGUUCAACUGGAGGCAGCCAAAGGCGGUCGGAAAGGUUGCAGUCACGCAGUCACCCACGCCGGCUGAUAAUGAAUCGGAUCCAGGAGCUUCCGAUCCAGGCCAGGUCAAGCCGCCGCCCAAGCAUCCUUCUCAGAGUAAAAAGCCAGGCACAUCCCACGAUGAACAGGACCCAAGCAUCCGAGGAGACGGGGAGGACCAUCCGGGGCAAGGUGGUGAUGAUGACGACAACCCUAGCACUGGCACCAAGCCCAAGCCUAAGCCCAAGCCAAAGGGUAAUGGAAGGACACGUCGUCACUUUUACGCAUAG
Metarhizium robertsii ARSEF 23 is the source of this 456-nucleotide messenger RNA. RefSeq lists its product as uncharacterized. Bases 1 to 456 code for a protein of 151 amino acids. The transcript is spliced from 3 exons. NCBI's taxonomy places the organism in Eukaryota, Fungi, Ascomycota, Sordariomycetes, Hypocreales, Clavicipitaceae. The record is from RefSeq and is a predicted model, not a curated record.